Dictyostelium purpureum is the source of this 2946-nucleotide messenger RNA. RefSeq lists its product as uncharacterized. The record is from RefSeq and is a predicted model, not a curated record. Bases 1 to 2946 code for a protein of 981 amino acids. Lineage: Eukaryota; Evosea; Eumycetozoa; Dictyosteliales; Dictyosteliaceae. The transcript has a single exon.
AUGGGGGUAACAAACAACAAUGAAAUAUUUAAUGGUUAUGACAGUGUUGGUUUCAAUGAAUCAAUAUUGUUUUUAGAGAACUUUAUAGAAGAAUACCAAGAGUCUAAAUCAAAUUAUCAUUUUCAGGGUAAAUUAAAAGCAAACUUUGAAUUAGGAAUAGAAGACCGAGUUAGAGGUAAUGAAAUAGUAUUCAAAUUUCCAUUUUGUCAAGAACAGUUAAAAAGUGUGGUUGAAUUAUAUGGAGAUGCAAGUAAAGUAUGCUUAAUAUCGGCAGAGAUGGUCAAAUUGGGUAGUAGAUUAAAUAACACUAGCAAUGAUCCAAGGUGGUUGAAAAUUAUAGAGAAUAUUAAAGAAAAGUGUAAAAAUGGACUGGGUUUUCAAGAUGAAGAAAAGUUUCAAUUAAAUCUAAGUAGGCUUUUAAUAUGUAGCAGCGAAAGUGGCAAAGUCGAAAUACCACAACAAAUAAAUCAAAAUUUAGUUGGUACAAUCUGUUUAGUAUUGCCCAGUGAACACAAAGGAGGUGAAUUAGAAAUCAAAUAUGGUGACUACAGGCCCUUAUUAUUAAAUUUAGAGACAUUACCAGAUGAAAUAAACUAUUCAGCAUUCCUCCAAUACUGUAACUUUGAAUUUAAACCUAUUACAAGUGGUUAUAGAGUAUGUCUAAUAUUCAAUUUAUUCAAGACAGGUAAAAGAACUUUACAACCAUUUUAUGAAUCCGAACAAAGAGCACAUUCAUCAAAGUUAGAUAUUCAUCAAAUGAAUAAUGAGAUAAAGCAAAUAGAUUUACUUGCAGACUCUAAUGAAAUAACACCAGUUCAACAUUUAGAGUUUGAUAGUGCACAAAUAUUAAAUAAUAAUUAUUUAAAUGGUUAUGAUGGUUUAUCUGCUCCAAUACUACAAAGAAAAACAGAACCAACAAACGUUUCUUUAGAGGAGGGUUAUCAAUUUUUUGAACAAUCAUCCAUGGGAAACGAAGCGUUGUUUAAAGUGGAAAAUUCACUCUCUGACAACAAUUCUGUCCAAAAUAAGGCACAAAAAGAAAAAUAUCUGGUUUUAGAAAAAGUAUCAACUCCAAUUAUUCUAACAGAUACUCCUGAAGAGAAAAAGAUCAAACAAGAGUUUGAAUCUUUAGUUAAAUAUAAACCAAAUAGUACACCCAAUAUACAAGCGAUUCACGAUUUUAUAAAAUCACACUCAACAUUUUUAACACCAAGAAUUAUAGAGGGUAAACUUCAUUCCAAUUUAAUUGAAAUAAAACCGGUUUUCCCAAUUUUAUUUGAUCAUUAUCAAGAAUUUGUUAUGUAUAGUUUUCAGCCAGCUAUCAGUAAUCUUUUAUCAGACCCAAGGCUAUCAAGAAGCGAUCUUCAAGAGAUUGGUGAGCUUGUAAAAUAUUAUGGAGAGUAUCUAAAUAAAGAAAUUAAAGAUAAAUAUGAACAUAGGAUAUUGAGUGAUAUUGCAAAGAAUAGAAACAUAAUACCAUCAAGAAUCACUGCAGAGUCAUCGUGCAUUGAAUUAAUUAAGCUUUGGUAUCAAAUAACACAAACACAGGGUGACACUAGAAAUGUACAGAAAAUAUUAUUCAAUGCCAUUUUAGACAAAAAAGUUAAAUCUGAAAUAGUAUUUGAAUUUAUGUUGGAAAUAUUAAGCAAUAUAAUUAGCGAUACGGGUAAUCGAGGUGACCAACAAGAGCAACAACACCGAAAACGUUUACAGCAAAUAGAUGAAGAAUUGGUUAAUAUUAACAGUUUAUCAGAAUUAUAUGACUUGACUAUAAUUAGAUACAUUAGACCGAAACUAGUAUUAAUUAAAGGUUAUUCUUUAGAUCCUAUCCACUGCGAACGUAAUUGUGAAACUUGUAAAAACUUAAAUAGUUUUCUAGCAGAUAAAUCUCGAGUAGAAUAUAACUGCUAUACACCAGAUAACACUAAAAAAAAGUUUAUAGAAGGUCGUCUAGGAUCUUAUUACUUUGAUUACUUGUCAUUUUCAAGCACCUCAAGAAGAAGCAAACUACCAGCUUGUAUUUUUAUUAAAAAGAACCAACCAGAAACAUUCACAUUAGAUGAACUUUUAAAUAUUGAAUAUAAAAUUCAUCAAGUUUUUAAAAUUUCAAACCUAUCACAAAAAUUAACUUUAAAAUUUAAUCGUCAUUUUGAAACGUUUCAAUAUUUAAAUGAAGCAAUUCAAAAACUAAAGAAAAAUCAAAUACAACAAGAUUUAGAGAAAAAUGUUCAACAGCCACAAUCACAACAACUACAAAUACAAAUAGAACAUCAAGCUCAGCUACAACCACAACAACCACAGCAACAGCAACAACCACAACAACCACAGCAAUUACAGCAAUCACAACCACAAAUAAAACAUCAAGCACAACUACAUAUACCACAUUCAUUCUCAGAUCAAGCUAAUAAUUUAACCAUUGAACAACAAAAACGAAUUCUAACCUCUCAAUUACAGGCAUUAAUAAACUCUCAAAAUGGAAUAGAGGCAUCUAUGCAAAAUUAUAAUCAACGGGAUCAAAUAACAUAUAACUCUCUCUUUAAUAAACAACAAGAACUAAAUCAACAAAGAUUUCAAAUUUUACAAAAACUAGCGCAAAUCGAACAACAGCAACAAUACCAACUUCAAUCACAAGAAAUUGAUUUAAACAACCUAACACCAACCCAACAGACCAAAAUUCAAAACCAUUUUAAUUUAUUAAUGUUGGCGUAUGCAAGUGAAAAAAUUAAUAGAUUUACAUUAAUGGAUCAGUUAAAAUUAUUUUUGGGAUCAAAUGCAGCUAUAGAGUAUGAUAAAAGUAUUGAUAGCUAUGCAUUAUCAAAAAUAAUAUUCGAACCUAUUCCAAACAAUUUCAAUAUAGAGUUAUUAUUAAACAAUACUUUUAAUAUAAAGAUGGAAAUAUUAAAAGAAAAAAAUAGUAAUAACUACAAUAAUAAUAUUAGUAUGUAA